Rhinolophus ferrumequinum (greater horseshoe bat) is the source of this 4408-nucleotide messenger RNA. RefSeq names its product solute carrier family 6 member 14 (gene SLC6A14). Gene Ontology annotation, biological process: sodium ion transmembrane transport. The record is from RefSeq and is a predicted model, not a curated record. The transcript has 14 exons. Gene Ontology annotation, molecular function: L-proline transmembrane transporter activity. Lineage: Eukaryota; Metazoa; Chordata; Mammalia; Chiroptera; Rhinolophidae. The coding region runs from base 131 to 2050 and encodes 639 amino acids. Gene Ontology annotation, cellular component: membrane.
AUAAAUGGUCCCACCCCUGGGCAAGGUGGCUCAUUCUGGCAGGCAGCAACGGGGGAGUGUGCACCUGCCGCCAGUCAAGCUCAACCAGACUGGGAGGCAAGGCGGAGCGAGCAGAGGGAGUGAGUGAACUAUGGACAAGUUGAAAUGCCCGAGCUUCUUCAAGUGCAGAGGGAAAGAGAAAGUGACAGCUUCAUCUGAGAAUUUCCAUGUUGGUGAAAAUGAUGAGAAUCAGGACCGUGGUAACUGGUCCAAAAAAUCGGAUUAUCUUCUAUCUAUGGUUGGAUAUGCAGUGGGAUUGGGGAAUGUGUGGAGAUUCCCAUAUUUGACCUACAACAAUGGCGGAGGUGCCUUCUUGAUACCUUAUGCGAUUAUGCUAGCACUGGCUGGUUUACCUUUGUUCUUCCUAGAGUGUUCCCUGGGACAAUUUGCUAGCUUAGGUCCAGUUUCAGUUUGGAGGAUUCUUCCAUUGUUUCAAGGUGUGGGAAUUACAAUGGUCCUGAUAUCCAUUUUUGUGACCAUAUAUUACAACGUCAUAAUUGCCUAUAGUCUUUACUACAUGUUUGCUUCUUUUCAAAGUGAACUACCGUGGAAAAAUUGUUCUUAUUGGGCAGAUAAAAACUGUAGCAGAUCACCUAUAGUAACUCACUGUAAUGUGGGUACCAGAAUAGAGGCGAUCAUCCAAGUGAAUAAAAGCUGGGUAGAUGCCAACCAUUUAACCUGCAUCAAUGGAAGUGAAGUUUAUCAGCCAGGGCAGCUUCCCAGUGAACAAUAUUGGAACAAAGUGGCACUCCAACGCUCAAGUGGAAUGGAUGAGACUGGAGAAAUUGUGUGGUAUUUGGCUCUUUGUCUUCUUCUGGCUUGGCUCAUAGUUGGUGCAGCACUAUUUAAAGGAAUCAAGUCUUCUGGCAAGGUGGUAUAUUUUACAGCUAUUUUUCCCUAUGUUGUCUUACUCAUCCUGUUAAUACGAGGUGCAACUCUGGAGGGCGCAUCAAAAGGCAUUUCAUACUAUAUUGGAGCAGAGUCAAAUUUUACAAAACUUCAGGAAGCUGAGGUUUGGAAAGAUGCUGCCACUCAGAUAUUUUACUCCCUUUCAGUGGCUUGGGGUGGCUUAGUUGCUCUAUCAUCUUACAAUAAGUUCAAUAACAACUGCUUCUCAGAUGCCAUUGUGGUUUGUUUGACAAACUGCCUCACUAGUGUGUUUGCUGGAUUUGCUAUUUUUUCUAUAUUGGGACACAUGGCUCACAUAUCUGGAAAAGAAGUCUCUCAAGUUGUAAAAUCAGGUUUUGAUUUGGCAUUCAUUGCUUAUCCAGAAGCUCUAGCCCAACUUCCAGGUGGGCCAUUUUGGUCCAUAUUGUUUUUCUUCAUGCUUUUGACUUUGGGUCUCGACUCUCAGUUUGCUUCCAUUGAAACGAUUACAACAACGAUUCAAGAUUUAUUUCCUAAAGUGAUGAAGAAAAUGAGGGUUCCCAUAACUUUGGGUUGCUGCUUGGUUUUGUUUCUCCUUGGUCUCGUCUGUGUAACUCAGGCUGGAAUUUACUGGGUUCAUCUGAUUGACCACUUCUGUGCUGGAUGGGGCAUUUUGAUUGCAGCUAUCCUGGAAGUAAUAGGAAUCAUCUGGAUUUAUGGAGGGAACAGAUUCAUUGAAGAUAUAGAAAUGAUGAUUGGAGCAAAAAGGUGGAUAUUCUGGCUAUGGUGGAGAGCUUGCUGGUUUGCCAUUACACCUAUCCUUUUGAUCGCAAUUUUGAUCUGGUCACUGGUGAAAUUCCAGAGACCUGUUUAUGCUGAAAUUCCAUACCCAAACUGGGGAGUUGUGCUAGGCUGGUGUAUGAUUAUUUUCUGCAUUAUUUGGAUUCCAAUUAUGGCUAUCAUAAAAAUAAUUCAAGCUAAAGGAAACAUCUUUCAACGCAUUGUAAGCUGCUGCAGACCAGCUUCUAACUGGGGUCCAUACUUGGAACGACAUCGUGGGGAGAGAUAUAAAGACAUGGUAGACCCUAUCAAGGAGACUGACCAUGAAAUGCCUACUGUUAGUGGCAGUGGAAAACCAGAAUGAGGUCUAAUUUUUAAAAAUAUGUGUUUGUGGAAUAUGAUUAAUUUAGAAUAGGGGAAAAUUUUUAUUUAUUUGUAUGUUAAUUGAGUAGGAAAAUGUAUAUAUCGUGUUCAUAAUAGUAUAAGAAGCUUUAUUCCCCAUUUAAGCAGGAAUGGAAAAUCAAAAUGUGAAUCUACUAAUGUUUAGCAAUGUGCUUAUUAAAUUUAUUUUUAGAUUAUCUGUCUGUGUAGCACACACACAACUGUCUCUAUUUCACAAUAACAUUUUUGAACAUAUUACCAUAAUAUUUUUCUAAUAUAUUGAAGGCAUUAUUUUGAGCUGGUUAUUUAGAAAAUAGAUAUAUUUUCUAUUAUACAAGUUUUUAAAUAUUACUUGCUUAUGUUUUCUUGGUACACAGUCUUUCUUUUCCAUAAAGCUGGGGAAACUAAAUCACAUAUUUAAAAGGAACUGUUAAAAUUGAAAGUUAAUUAGAAAUGUCAUAAAUAUAUGGGGAAAAUGGACUAUGUAUAUAAUAUGAAGACUGUUCUUUGGUACUUUUGAUCCAAUAUGUCUAAGAACUUCAUGUAGUAUGGCUCACCUUUUCUAUGUGAACUUAGUAGUUAUGUUCUUUAUUUACAAAUAGUUAAAUAAGACAGAAAAAUUAGGAUCCUAUGACCAGUAAGUGGUAAAUAUAGAAAAUGGAAUCCAGAAUCUUUGAGUACUUCUUCCCCCAUAUGAUGUAUUCCUUAGGUUAUAUUUAGAAGAAAAAUAUGACCCAUCUAAUUUCGACUGUGUUUCACAGAAUUAAGAGUAGUUCAUUAUACUCUCUGAAAUCUAGGUUUAAUUUUAAAUAGAACAUAGAACAAAAUACUAAGAGGAAAUGGCAUCAAUCAAAUCUAAGAUCUUAUGUUGUAAUAUAUAGUUAGUAGAUCAAGUAGAAUGAUUUUGUCUUAUUGAAUAAGUUACUACUACAACUGAUAUCUUAUUUACAUACUUAUAGGAGAUAAACUUGUCAAGAAUGAGAGAAGCUGAAUUAAAAAGUCCUAUGUCCCAGUUUCCUUACAAGAGAUAAUGAAAUUUUAUUAUAUCACUAAUUGUUUUAUACAUUGAUUACAUAGGAACAAUUGGUUUAAGCAUCACAGCCUAAGAAGAUGAACACUGCCACAACAUGUAGGAAACUUUUCAACUAUUCUUAAGGUUCUUACCUGGGCUUCAGAUAAUGUAUGGAACUGCAAUUAUAUGUAAUAUUUUCCCAUGUGCAUGCAUUUUUCCAGAGGGAUAGUCAUAGUUUUGAUCAGACUAUCAAAGGGAUCCGUGACUCUAUACAGUUUAAAAAUCACAUACACCACUGCUGGCUUUUGUUCUUGGCAACUAAGCAAUAAAAGGAAUAAUUUUAAGCCUUAAUUUCUUAUACAUUUUAAUUUCAUUUUCCUUUUCCUUUUGAUUGAAAGAAUAAAGGAGAAAGUGAUUAAGGUAUUUCUUUUACUUAUACUGGUAAUUUGUUUUGGGGGGAAGAGGCAUGGAGAUAGAUAAAUAUGUAGGCCUAUAAUUGAACAAUCUCAGUGAGUUAUGUAUAUAUGUAUAUUAAUAAAAGGUGAACUCAUGUUAGGUAUUUUGAGGUUUUUCUUUGAGGGUAGGUCACAUGCUGUUAGAGAACUUGGACAGAGAGUUAAUUCCUCAGUUACCCUGGAUUUUAUAAAACGUUAUAUGAAAUAGAUGGGUGACUAGAGCUUAGAAAUACUCCUUUCUGAAUUUUAAUGCAUGUUACAUCACAUGCCAUUAUAAUAUGGUGCUAUUUGAGGUGUGGAUUUUUCACCAAAUGGAAAAAUGCAUUCAGUUUUCUAUAGGUGACUCUUGCAAUUCAGGAAAGACUGAGGUACAUUUCUAAUGAAACACUAUCUAAUUGGACGUGGGGGUGAUGGGAAAGAAAUCCCUUUCAAGAGCUGACUACACAGAGUAGGGAAGAGUGUGUGUGUGACUGUUUUCACAAGUGUGUAAAGCACAGAUCUUAACAAAGUGCCUGGUGUAUUUUUAGAGCGCUCAAUAAUAGCCCUUAUUAAUUAUUAUACAGAUUUCACAAUGGGAAGAAAGAACAUUCUGCAUAAUGGAAAGUGUCCCAUCAAAUCCUGUUUACUUUAAUGCAAACUUGGAGACAUAUACAGUAGUAUAUUGUAAACCAUUGGAGAAAAAUGUUUUUCACACUUGAGUGAAAUUAAAAUCACUGUGUCAACUAUAUUCUUUUUACUCUAGCUUAUUAAAAAAACUUUUUGAACAACUUUUCUGUCUCUAUUGUGCUUUCAUUCCUUCCCUCGUAAAAUAUAUACAGUGGUACCUCGGUUUUUAAAUGUAAUCCAUUCCGGAAGACCAUUUGAGUUCUGAAAC